AUGGCUUCAUUCAUACCGUCUCUCCUCCUCCUCCUCUCUGUCCUAAAACAAUCGGCGGCAGCUUCCAACAUUUCUAGCUACAGCCCGUCUCUGGUCGACUCGCAUCUGUCGCUCAAAACCACGGUUUUUGCAGCCACCAACCUCUUGAACCUCUUCGAAUCUGCAAACUGGGCCGACAUUGUUGAGGAAAAAAGAGGCACUCUCGAGGCCUGCGAGGAACUCCACCGGAUAUCUAUCUCAAACCUGAAAGAAUCCCUCUCGGAGGUUGCUGACCUGUCCAAGGUGAGGGGCCUGCUCAGCUCGGUCCUCACGAAUCACUGGACAUGCCUGGAGGGACUCCGGUCAACGUCGGGACCGCUAAAAGAUGUCCUGGAAAGUUCCUUUCUCCGUUCUUACGAGCACGUCAAUGCAUCACUCUCUGUCGUUUAUAAGGCAUUGUUGCUGCAAAAACCGAGACAUUACCGGAGGCUGAUGAGCUCUGCAGAGUGGCUCUCUCGGGAUGACCGGUCAGUCUUGGAGGCCCCCACUACAAGCUUUCAUCCUGGGGAAGUGAUCACUGUGGCUGCAGAUGGAAGCGGGAUGUUCAGAACCAUAUCUGACGCGAUUCGGUUGGCGGUCCCGGAUAACAGUGAUCGCAGGACAAUAAUUCAUAUCAAGAAGGGAGUUUACCGUGAGGUUUUGAAUAUUCCGGCCCAUAAGACGAACAUCUUCUUGGUAGGAGAAGGAGAUGGCCAAACUGUCAUCACCGGGCAACGAAAUUGGGUGGACGGGUGGCAAACUUUCAAAACUGCAACCGUUGGUGUUUCGGCUCGAGGAUUCAUGGCGAGGGACAUCACGUUCGAGAACACGGCAGGACCCACCAAGCACCAAGCCGUUGCACUGCGAGUGAAUGCGGAAUUUGCCGCGUUCUACCGCUGCGGCAUCCAUGGCUUCCAGGACACACUGUACGCACACUCGGGCAAACAGUUUUACCGCGAAUGCAACAUCUCGGGAACAAUCGACUUCAUAUGCGGCGAUGCCUCGGCUGUCUUCCAGUCUUGCCAGGUGAUAUCAAAAAAGCCAUUGCCAGGGCAAUCCACUCUCGUCACGGCCCAAUCGAGAAAAGAGCCAACCCAAGACAGCGGUUUCUCCCUUCACAGGUGCUCAAUCCUGGCCUCCCCUGACUUGGCCUCCUCUCCUGUGAAGAAUUACCUGGGGAGGCCUUGGCAGGCUUACUCUAGGACAGUGAUCCUUGAAUCCUACAUCAGUGGACACAUCGACCCGGCGGGUUGGUCUCCCUGGAAGGAUAAGGACUUUGAGGACACCUUGUACUACGGUGAGUACGAGAAUCACGGCCCCGGAUCAAGCACCGCUCGCAGAGUCGGCUGGAGUGGCUUUCACGUCCUGAGUUACCAAGACACUUUACCUUUCAUGGUCUCGCCAUUCAUUUGGGCAGAUAAGUGGCUCGCAACCACUAGUUUCCCCUACGACCCUUCAAUUUGAGUUUUGACAUUCAGGUGUUUUGAGGUUUAGAGAGAUGGUUCGGGUUUAGUGAUCUCUGGAAAAAUAGGUUAGAAAUGAACAUGGUUGCUUUGUCCGUAACUCAUGUAGGAUCUUGGAAGGUAUUAGCCGUCGUCUCCUGAAUUUAUAGAAGUCGCUUGGUUCAUUGUU
Syzygium oleosum is the source of this 1650-nucleotide messenger RNA. RefSeq names its product probable pectinesterase/pectinesterase inhibitor 12. Gene Ontology annotation, biological process: cell wall modification. The transcript is spliced from 2 exons. NCBI's taxonomy places the organism in Eukaryota, Viridiplantae, Streptophyta, Magnoliopsida, Myrtales, Myrtaceae. The record is from RefSeq and is a predicted model, not a curated record. Gene Ontology annotation, molecular function: pectinesterase activity; pectinesterase inhibitor activity. The coding region runs from base 1 to 1482 and encodes 493 amino acids.